GAUACUCUAAACAGUUCGUUUUGCUCAGACGGCGAAUCGGCAGCAUAGACGAGAGAACUCACCCUGCCGGGAAUCGAAUUUCGUGUUGUUUAAUCGCCAUCUGUGUAUCUUGCAUCAUGGCUAAGGGACACCAAGAACGGAUCAACGGUUUAGAUUUUGGAAAGCUAUGUGACACGUUCAGUGUGAUUUGUCCCGACUUUCGAAGUGGUCAGUCCUCGGAGAAGCUCCAGAGUCUUGACUUUGCCAACAAGGUGCUCUUCGAGCUGGGCCCCAAGAUGCGACAUGUGAAGCAGAGCGGCGAGGAUCAGAUGUGGCGCCUGAUUUUCAGUGGCGGCAGCAGCGUUUACGUCUACACUUACAAGUUUCAGCGGCCGAUCAAUAGCCAGCCUCGCCUCAAGGACGGAAAGCUCUAUCUGACCCUGAAGCAGGCCGGUCUUCUUGCUGCCACCCAGCUGUGUGCCCUGAUGCCGGCGCAGCACAAUCCGGGGAACAAGAUUCUGCUGACUCCGCUCUCGCGCGUCGUCUUCGAGCCGCCGAGUAUUCCAAAGAUUGCGGCGGCUUUGAGUGCUCUCAGGCGGGGUGUGGUGGACAUCGGAGAUGUAGUUCGGGCUGUAGUCAGCAGUUGCCAGAGCGACGGCUUCCAUUUGCAGCACAGCCAAUGCCACAUUGCUAUGGUGGCCAUUGGGGCGACCACCAAAGAUCCCGAGGAACGCAAAAGAAUGCGUGCAAAGACACUGAAGCAAUACACACAGCGGGGUAAGGCCUUUCUGUCGGAUGAGUACAAGAUUUACGCAAACCACUCGAGGAUGGCGGGCCAACUUGCGGUUGAAUCACCUAUCUCCAUUCCGAUACUGAUCACGACUCCGAGCCCAGAUAUUCCUAAACCCACACGCAAGCGGGACUUGGCCGUUGUAUUGCGCAGCAUUGCCAAGUCCUCAGAUGAUCCGUUGAGUGGCGACACCAUAGACAUGAAAUUCGUCGCUCUCCCGCAGGAGAAGGCAGAGGAUGUGACGAGCAUGCCAGCUUCCAUGGAUGUCCGUCUGGAAGGCAUAAGCCUGGAGGGAAUGAGAUCCAAGUUGCUAGCCGCUGACAAGGAAUCACAUUGAUCAAAUAAUGGCUGAGUAGAACUUUGCACAUUUUAAAUAUCUUGAACUAUAACAUAUAAUAUUAUAAUAAAUCUCUGCUACCACAGAGUAUAUUCUACGAGUCUUA
This is a messenger RNA of Drosophila pseudoobscura, 1212 nucleotides long. RefSeq lists its product as uncharacterized. NCBI's taxonomy places the organism in Eukaryota, Metazoa, Arthropoda, Insecta, Diptera, Drosophilidae. The transcript is spliced from 2 exons. The record is from RefSeq and is a predicted model, not a curated record. The coding region runs from base 117 to 1106 and encodes 329 amino acids.